Messenger RNA from Hyalella azteca, 670 nucleotides. Its product is annotated as obscurin. The transcript is spliced from 6 exons. The annotation marks the transcript as partial. The record is from RefSeq and is a predicted model, not a curated record. NCBI's taxonomy places the organism in Eukaryota, Metazoa, Arthropoda, Malacostraca, Amphipoda, Hyalellidae.
GACCCGUAACGGGCUGGACGUGAAGGUGGGCGGCCGUGUGAAGCAGAUGUACGAGGACGACGACACGGUGUCUCUUAUCAUCAAGAACGUCCAGGAGGAACCAAGUUUAAAAAAUUCUCUGCUUUUCGUGUCAUGGCUGAAGGACAACAAGGUGCUGGAGGACAAGCUGGCCGACCGCGUCCAGCAGACCGACGAAGGCAACCGUCACGAGCUCAAGAUACUGAACUGUCGUCCCGAGGACACUGGAAUCUACACGGCCAAGGCCUCCGACACUGACGGCCGCUCUGCCACCUGCUCUGCCCAGCUGCUGGUGCAGGAGCUGUCGGAGGAGGAGCGGACUCUUAAGCUGGCCGAGAAGAAGCCCUUCUUCCUCGUCAGGCUGCGCGACACGACCGUCAUAGAGACGACGAACCUCUCCUACGUCGUGCACGUCAGGGGGGACCCCAUGCCCCCCAACGUUAAGUUCUACAAGGACGGGGCUCUGCUGGCUCAGGACGCUCGUGUCACGCUGCAGAGCGACGUAUCUCAGGGACACUACGAGCUACUUAUCCGCCACGUGCAACGUGCCGACGCUGGCGUCUACACGUGCACGGCCAUCAACGUGCACGGCGAGGCCUCGUGCCAGGGCAUCAUCACUGUCAUGGCUGUUCAGAUACGUGUCGAGGCAUGA